AUGGGAAACACUCAUUUCCUUAUAGCUCUUACGCUGGUUGCUUUGUUGCCUCAAUUUGAGCUGAUUUUGUCUAUGAAAUCAACCACAAACCUCAAUUCAGACCAGUUAGCUCUUCUUGCACUAAAAAACCAUGUUGUUGUUGAUCCUCACUCUUAUCUAGCAACAAAUUGGUCUGUUUCGGCCUCUGUUUGCAAUUGGAUCGGGAUAACUUGUGGAUCCCGACACCGGAGAGUCAUUGCCUUGAACCUCUCUGGCAUGAAUCUCUCAGGCACGAUACCACCGCAUGUCGGGAAUCUAUCUUUCCUCGCCACACUCAACAUCGGAAACAACGGUUUUCACGGGUCGUUAUCUAAAGAGUUGUCUAAUUUACACAGGAUGGUAUCGAUAAACUUGACCAACAACAACUUCGACGGGGAAAUCCCGGCGUGGUUUGGAUCCUACACUCGACUUCAAAGCCUUGCAAUGUACGGUAACAACUUCACGGGCGGUAUCCCGUCUUCUUUAUGGUCUUUAUCGAAGUUGGAAAUGCUGCUCUUGUUCGAAAACAACCUUGAAGGUCCGGUUCCCGAAGCCAUCGGGAACCUUUCGAGGUUGAGACAGUUGUAUUUGAAUGAUAAUAAGCUUUUGGGGCCGAUUCCUCGGUCACUCUUCAACAUAUCUUCGUUAGUGGAGAUUGUUCUAAGCAACAACGGCCUCUUUGGUCCCAUUCCAUCACUCCCACUGCUCAAAAACUCUUCAUUGGAAACCAUUGAUUUAACGUUCAAUAACCUCACCGGCCAUCUCCCAUCGGAUACGUUCGAUUGUCUGCCGAAACUACGGUACCUUUAUUUGAGCUACAAUCAGCUUUCUGGCACAAUUCCGAUGAGCUUAUUCAAGAGCCAAGAGCUUGAAGAUAUAUCCUUAUCUAUUAAUCAAUUCGAGGGGAGCAUACCAAAGGAAAUUGGAAAUUUAACUUCUAUUAAGAGACUCUACCUCGGUUCAAACCACCUCCAAGGUGAAAUUCCACAAGAAAUUUGUAAUCUUGUGACUCUGGAGGAAUUAAGUUUGUCGGGUAAUCAGCUAAGAGGGGAUAUUCCUUCUUGUACGGGGAACCUAACACUUCUACAAGCACUCGAUUUUUCCAGUAAUACCUUGACAGGCGAAAUUCCAGAAGAGAUAGGUAAUCUUGCGAAUUUAGUAGAAUUGAGCUUGAAGAAGUGUGAUUUAAGGGGGCCUAUUCCUCGAACUAUCGGCAACCUAACACUUCUUCUAUUCUUCGACUUUUCCUAUAAUCACUUGACCGGCGAAUUCCCAGAUGAGAUUGUCAACUUGCAAAACAUAGAUGGCUUGUAUUUGUCAUCUAACAAUAUCUCCGGAUUCGCACUCUUCCAUCAGAUUGUUGGCUUCCAAAGCUUGAAAGGCUUAUCAUUGGAGGGAACCGCUUCACUCCCUUCCUCCAUUUUCAACUCCUCUCAUCUCAUUGAAGUUGAAGUAUCUGGGAACUCGUUUUCGGGCCGUGUCCCUGCUACCAUCGGCAAUCUAAGACGUCUCCGAUCGCUAAUUAUCGGGACGAACAAUUUCACCGGAGAAUCAUCAUCAUCUUUUUUAUCAUCACUGGCAAACUGCAAGGACUUGAGAUUCUUGGCUUUUGAGCAAACCCCAUACAUCAGUGAUGGUGCUGGUAGUAGCUUCCUGGUUUCACUGGGAAACCUCUCGGUUUCUCUUGAGAAUUUCAUUGGUUAUGGCUCCAAUAUCAGAGGCAGCAUUCCUGCAGAAAUCGGCAACCUUAGAAACUUGAUAAACUUCAACCUUGCCAACAAUGAGCUUGUUGGGUCCAUUCCCAAUACAAUCGGAAGAUUAAGAAAGUUGCAAAGUCUCUCUCUUCAAGUUAACAAGUUGGAAGGAACCAUCCCCUACGAGUUAUGCCAUUUGAGGAGUUUGGGUUUCUUGUAUCUAACGGGUAACAAUCUGACAGGAUCCUUACCUGCAUGCUUGGGCGAUCUCGUUUCGCUUAGAAAUCUCUACUUAGCAUCCAAUAACUUUGUUAACUCAAUACCCUCAACAUUGACAAGGCUUAUAUACGUUUUGCAACUGAACGUAUCUUCCAAUUCUCUAACCGGAGCUCUCCCGAUCGAUAUCGGAAACUGGAAGGUCAUUAAUACAAUCGAUUUGUCGGAAAAUCGAUUAUCCGGCGAGAUCCCGAGUAGCAUUGGUGAACUUGAGGAUGUGGCUUAUCUUUCUUUAGCCCGUAAUAGAUUGCAAGGUUCUAUACCCGAGUUAAUUGGAGGCCUAAGAGGAUUGCAUUUGUUAGAUCUUUCGAGGAAUAACUUUUCAGGAACUAUUCCCAAGUCCUUGGAGGGACUCUUGGAUCUUGAAUAUUUCAAUGUCUCAUUCAAUCGAUUACAUGGAGAAAUUCCCCUCCGAGGACCCUUUUCCAACUUCUCAAUUCAAUUGUGUAUCGGGAACGAAGAGUUAUGCGGCGGUGACACUCGACUGCAACUUCCAGCAUGCAAGACGAAGCUAUCUUCUAAUAAAGCUACCAAGCUUUUAUUAUGUAUCCUAUUGCCCACUGGCUCAACGCUAUUGAUACUAGCCUUAAUUUCCCUUGUUUUACGAUGGAGAAAAAGGAAGGCAAAGCUGCCUAUUGAUGGAGGGAAUUCGGAUGCUUUAGCAGAGUGGAGACGGAUUCCGUACCAUGAACUUCAUCAGGCGACGAAUGGAUUCUGCGAAAGCAAAUUACUCGGUGUCGGGAGUUUCGGAUCGGUAUAUCAAGGUACUCUUCUAGACAGACUGAACGUUGCUGUCAAAGUCUUCAAUUUGGAGUUAGAAGGAGCAUUCAAGAGCUUCGAGGUUGAGUGCGAGGUUUUACGCAACAUACGCCAUCGAAAUCUGCUCAAGAUCAUAAGUAGUUGUAGCAACCUUGAUUUUAAAGCCUUGGUGCUCGAAUUCGUGCCUAAUGGAAGCCUCGAGAAAUGGUUAUAUUCUCACAACUAUUUUCUUGACAUGUUGCAAAGGUUGAACGUAAUGAUCGACAUCGCAUCUGCUCUUGAAUACCUUCAUCAUGGUCAGACAAUUCCGGUAGUGCAUUGUGAUUUAAAACCCAGUAAUGUUCUAUUAGAUGAAGAUAUGGCUGCACAUUUGGGUGAUUUCGGCAUUGCCAAGUUGCUAGGUCAAGAGGACUCGGUCAUCCAAACCAUAACACUUGCAACAAUUGGAUAUAUGGCACCAGAAUACGGAGGUGACGGAAUUGUUUCCACAAAAGGCGAUGUCUACAGUUUCGGCAUUCUUCUUAUGGAAACAUUCACGAGAAAGAAACCGACCGGAGAAAUGUUCGUCGGAGAAUUGAGCAUAAGAAACUGGGUGAAGGAGUUGCUACCAUAUGCAGUAAUGGAAGUUGUAGAUACCAAUUUGGUAAGCAAUGAGGGAGAUAAAGCAGGCAUUACUUGUGCAUUAUCCGCUUUGCAAUUGGCGCUUGAAUGUUCACAUGAACUGCCAGAGGAGAGGAUCGGCAUGAAAGAAGUUGUUGCAGAACUAAAGAAGAUUAAAAUGAAGUUUUUAAAUGAGUCGAACCAGGUGAGUAGAUCAUAG
Molecule: messenger RNA, 3567 nt
Organism: Hibiscus syriacus
Lineage: Eukaryota; Viridiplantae; Streptophyta; Magnoliopsida; Malvales; Malvaceae
Product: receptor kinase-like protein Xa21
Exons: 6
Coding region: 1-3567 (1188 amino acids)
Biological process (GO): protein phosphorylation
Molecular function (GO): protein kinase activity; ATP binding; protein binding
Source: RefSeq, a predicted model, not a curated record